GCAUUUAGUUAAAAGUGCAACAACAAACUUUUUAAUCAGGAUUUAAAACAAAAAGUUCAUAACCGACACGUGUUUUUAGAGGAAUUCCCACUAAAUAGGUAUGUAAGCUGAAAUGAUAAAAAAACAUGCAACCCAUGUUAACCAUAUGGCGUAUUAGCCACCAAUUCGACUAAAUACACGAUAUCAAAACAAAACCAUGGCUUGCAACAUUGAAAAGGAAGAAAAAUCGGUGUACAGAGUACUUUCAAUGUACUUAAACCAUGCUGAGAAGUCUGGGGACUACGUAAAAGGUUCAGUUGAUGGGAAAGAAAGAUUGGAAUUGUUUCUUAGCGAAUACAAUCAGUCUGCAAGAACAAAGUUCAUUAUACGUUCUUCAUGUAAGAAGAAUAAAGAAUUCAAUCUCGGUGAUGCAAACACAGCAACAGAAUCCUGUACUCGGUAUGGUCGAGCAGAUCGAAUUUACUGGGAGUUCAACAAUCGAAAUCUAAUUGUUCCAUUUUGCGGAAUGCCUUUUGUUACAAAAAGUUCCCAAGUUAAACAUUGUCAGUUUGGUGCUCAAUAUUAUAAACUUAAAGAAGAAAAGCAGUCAAAACUAACUCAAUCCUGCCAUGUUGCUGAUGCUCAUAUGACUUCACAUAAUGAUCAGGCUGUUCAGAUUUCAUCCCAAAAGCGAAGACGCUUAAAGCCAUCAAAGAAAAGAAACUGCCCAGCUUGCAUGUAUAUUCGGGAAGUUGUACUGUUUCCUGAUUUUGCCCUGACAACCACCUCAUGCACCGUGUCAAAACAUGUUUUAAGGAAAAAUAAAUCAACAAUAAUUCAUGAUUUAAAGCAAGCGAUGGGUGAACGGAAACUUAACACUAUACACAGGUAUUUUGUCCAAGUUCCCCUUCCAGAAGCUCAUUCAGAACAUCCUCACGACACUCAGUCAUCAACUGUGAGGAUAAUUGAUCCUUUUGUAAGAGAGAAAAUUGAUGAACUUCUGGCUGUUGGUGUAUAUGAGCUGAGACAUAUCCAGCUAAUUGUGCAUGAUUACGUGAAUGAAAUCAUUGUGAAAAAACAGAUGUCAGGGUAUCCUGUCAACACCCAGUCAUAUCCUUCCGCUCAGGAUAUCAACGAUUAUAUUUACCUUUCAUCAAUUUCAAAGCAAAGUUCAUCCGGAGAAGAAGAGGAAGAGUGUGAAAGCACUGUAGAACGAUCUCAGGUACAAGAUGAGAUGGAGAAGAGCAUCCAAGAGUUAAUGGGACUUCUGCAGUCAUGUAGUGAUAGCACAACACUGUCUAAAGCGAAAAAAGAGAUGAAGAAAGUCAUCCAGAAGAUGAAACGAUGCGGUCCAGUUGCCAAAAACUUCCAACGAAGGCCACGUAAGCGAAACUAUCCAACAAAAGUCAUCUUGGCUGCUGAGCAGGUAAAAAGGCCUCGUAUUUCACAAAGUUUUACCCAUAGCCAACCAUCAUGUGUUCAAAUCAUCACCACCUCAGUGCCCCAAGUCCCACAAACAAUAGUUUCAAACUCUGGAGAUAUAUUGUGUGGGAACAGUAUGAGCAGAGAAAUGAUGCACGAUGUCAUGUUGCCAUUUAACGGCAGUUUAAACUCACUUCAAACGCAUGUGGACAUGAUGCCAACAUUCAGUAGAUUAAUGGAGGAUGAUCAUGAUCUAAUGCCAUCACUCGUUGACAGAGUAGUUGGUCCAGAUCCACAUUUUCAUCCUCAAUUACAAGACCUUGGCCAUCUGCACGAUGAAAGAUUAAACUCAGUUUCACAUUAAUUUUUAUGAAGUUUCCAGUGUGUUUGUGUAUUUCACGCCUUAUGUUCCAAUUUGCCUGACAUACAUAUUGUUUCCGUUUUUUCUAUUUUCUUGUUAACAUUCACUUAAACCAUGUCUCUUCAUUUUUAUCGCCAUACAUACUUUGACUAAUUUUGUCAUUUACCCUGAAAAUAAAAAACAUAGUAGCAAAUUA
This is a messenger RNA of Ciona intestinalis (vase tunicate), 1958 nucleotides long. RefSeq lists its product as uncharacterized. Lineage: Eukaryota; Metazoa; Chordata; Ascidiacea; Phlebobranchia; Cionidae. The record is from RefSeq and is a predicted model, not a curated record. Gene Ontology annotation, molecular function: DNA-binding transcription factor activity.